Messenger RNA from Cricetulus griseus (Chinese hamster), 3226 nucleotides. The record is from RefSeq and is a predicted model, not a curated record. NCBI's taxonomy places the organism in Eukaryota, Metazoa, Chordata, Mammalia, Rodentia, Cricetidae.
UUGACAUGUAAAACAAUUUUGUUUCUAAUUUAAAUUUAAAAAUGGAAAAAAUUUAGAAAACACAAAAUAAAAGAUUUGACAAAAAUAAAACCCGAUUCAUUAAAACUUUUCAAGAUUUAUAAUGGGUAAGGCUAGUGCUAAAGACAAAUAGUGGAAUUUGUUUUGUUUCGAAACACCAUGCAAGCAUCUCCUGAGAUACUGCAUUUGAGUAAUAAAGAAUUAGUCAAGAAACUGGCAAUUUCACAUAUUAGGUAGUUUUAAAAUCAGUUCUUUUUGUUGGGAUAAUCUUUUUGUACACUGUGGGAAGAUGUCUCUGUUUUACCUCACCUGCCUAAGGUGCCUUCUGAUUGAUUUAAUAAAGACACGAACGGCUAAUAGCUAGACAAGAAGAGAAUAUGCAGGACUUUAUGGCAGAGAUAGGAACACUGGGAAAGAACCUGAGGUGGGGGAUUAGCCAGCCAGUUGUGGAGAAAGUAGGGCAUGUGAUACUGAGAUGAGGUAAUGAGUCAUGUGGCAGAAAGCAGAUUAAUAUAAAGGGGAUAAUUUAAGUUUUAAGAGCUAGUUGGAGGGUUUCCUGUGUUGUGGUGCAGUUGCUGCUUCAGGGAGCUGAGCUGAGAGCUUCAGUGAUCUGGGAAACCACAAAAUGAUGAGAGCAAUAAAGAAACUGGAUAGAGAGCCACCUGCAGCCCCCUCAGCAGACCACCUAUCCAGGGAUACAUUGUCUGUUGUUGACAUUUCUUCCUUGAACUGACUGUUGGAGAAUGGCAUUGCCAACAAAGUCUAGCAUCUUGAACCUGCUCCUCAACAAACAGUAUGCCAGAUCCCCAGAGGAAAGCUAUGAGGCUUGGGCACAAUGCAAAAAUGCUGGCAGGAAGCUUCCUGAAUACAAGGUAGUGGUGUUCGGUGCAAGUGGUGUUGGUAAAAGUGCUCUCACUAUCCAGAUGACCCACCACUGCUUUGUGAAAGAACAUGAUCCCACUGUCCAGGAUUGCUACUGGAAGGAGGUGGCCCUGGACAACAGUGACUACAUUCUGAAUGUGCUGGACACAGCAGGGCUCUACAGUGACCAGUGCUUGGAAGCUGGUGAUGCUGUGCUGGGUGUCUUUGCUCUUGAUGACCCCUCAUCUCUGGACCAGCUGCAGCAGAUAUGGUCUACCUGGAGCCUGCAACAGAAGCAGCCCUUGCCCCUGGUACUCUUGGGCAACAAAUGUGACCUAGUGACUACUUCUGAAGAUGCUCACACUGAUGCAGCAAUCCUGACUUAGAAGUGGGGAGUCUCCUUCAUAAAAACCUCAGCCAAGACAUGACAAAGUGUUCAGGAAGCAUUUGCUCUGCUUGUCCGUGAGAUUCAGAGGGCCAAGGAGGCUGUGGCUGAGUGAAGCAUGGAGAAAACCCGACAACACAAAGCCAUGUGUAGCUGUGGCUGCUCUGUAGCCUGAAGAUCUUAGUCAAGCAAAUUGACCCUUCUCUCAUGUCAUGUCAAGAUAAUUUCCUUGGCAUAGGAAUCCCCUCCUCCACCAAAUAAGUAACCAUGGACACCUUUUUAUUCUCAUUUGUUGAGGAGUUAGGUGUUAACUAUGGGAUGUCCAGCAUUGGUGGUGAUCUAUGAAGCUCUAUGCAAAAUUGAAUAAAUAUUGUUCAUACUAAAAAAGAAACUUUAUCUUGAAAACAAAUUGCUAUAGAUACAAUAGCUAAAUAAAAAUGUAUCUGGGUAAAAUGCUGUGUCCUGUCAAGAGGACAAUUAUUUUCCUGGGUUUAGAUGUAUGUCUGAGAGAAAAGUUUUGAGAAAUCUUUGAUGUGUUCCAAGAGAAAUCCCUACUCUCUUUUGUAGCACAUGGCCAUAAGCUCUUUUUAAGUUUUCAAACUAAUUUUUUAGAUCAUACCUACAACUUAUCCACAUUCAAUUUGCUGUCCCCAAGCCUUACUAUGACUGCUCACUGUUUUCUAAUUCAUGGCCUGUUUUUCUUAAACAACAGUUACACUGUAACAACAGUUACUGUUUGAAUGUGACAUACUUUUGGCAACAGUAUUUCCCAGCUAUGAGGUCAAGGGUUGGUGACACUGCACAUUGGGUGUAUAAUUGAAUGUGCGCAGAAAGGACCCUGUGUUCUGGACGAGGAGCAGGAUGUGUUCUAGGAGAGUGGAAGAAUGUCUAAUAAAAUACAAACUUUCUUGCCUAGGUGCUUGCCUUCUGGAAGGCCUGUGCUAUUUGGGUCAUUUGAUCUCUUAUCACCUGGUAGGUAGCUUACUAAUAUUCUAGGCCCAGCUGGAUGGUCCUAGCCAAUGAUGGACUCUGGGAAGGCUUAGCAAUCAGGAGUACUGGUGGCAGGUAGCUUGCAGUUUCUUUCCAGGAUUCUCCUCUCCUUCUGCUCUAGGGAAUUGUAAGGAAGAACCAAGCUAUACUAUGGUGAGUGUAGGUUGUUCAGAGCAGGUCUGCUGAGAUGUCAUUUUUGCUGAGAUUUGCAUGGACCAUGAGACAGACUGUUUCUUUUGGGCCACGUGGUAACCAUGGCAGUUGUCCUUGUCUCCUGGGCCUCCCUGUGUAUAUAUUUCUUGGAUAUAGGGAGAAUCUGCAGCCCUGGCAAUGGAGGAUAUGAUGUUUGUAAUAUCACUGUCCAGUGUGCACACACAGGCACUUUGUUUGGAGUACAGUAGGAACACUGCUUGGAAAACUUACAGUCUCAUUAAUGGAAUUCCUGAAUAUUGCAUUCCACUUUCAGGUUUGUCUUAACAAUACUACAAAUCGUUAAGAAAAUGGUAGAAAGAGAGUGAAAUCGAUUGUAUUUCCUCAAUACAUGAUAAGAAUGUUAUUUUGUUUCUACUACACCAGCUGCAAUAGUCAGAUUCAGUAGAAUUUAGUUGCAGGGGACAAAAGAAGGUUCUGUUCUUUAGAGAUUUCUGAGGUAUGUAUGGUGUUGGAGAGGAAGUUUAGGCAGCAUCCACAUCUUGGGCCAUAAUCCAUGUGACAGGAAGCAGAUAUUAAUUUUUAUUCUUCCAUGUUGUUUUGAGAUCGGGCAUCAGUGGGGCUGGGUUUACGUGAGACCACAGGAGCCAUAGCAAGAAAUCUCCUUUUUAAAGAGAGCUCUUGUACAUGGGGCUUCUGACUUUAGAAGAAAUAUCAGUAGCUGGAGGGUCAGAAACAACUGUUUUGUUGUUGUUGUUUUUCGAGACAGCGUUUCUCUGUGGCUUUGGAGGCUGUUCUGGAACUAGCUCUUGUAGACCAGGC